Arabidopsis lyrata subsp. lyrata is the source of this 312-nucleotide messenger RNA. RefSeq lists its product as uncharacterized. Gene Ontology annotation, cellular component: nucleus. Bases 1 to 312 code for a protein of 103 amino acids. Lineage: Eukaryota; Viridiplantae; Streptophyta; Magnoliopsida; Brassicales; Brassicaceae. The transcript is spliced from 4 exons. Gene Ontology annotation, molecular function: RNA binding. The record is from RefSeq and is a predicted model, not a curated record.
AUGGAAGAGAUCACCAAUGGAGUGAACAACAUGAACUUGGCCGUUGAUUCCCAGAAGAAAAGUCGUAUUCAGAUUUCAAACACCAAGAAACGAUUGUUCUUCUACGUCAAUCUCGCCAAGAGGUAUAGGCAGCAAACAAUGAUGUCGAACUCUCUGCCCUUGGAAUGGUAUUCUCUGAUUCUUGACUUGAUUAAGCUAAUUUUCUCAGAAUACAUUAUUGAAAUUACGCUUGCAAAGUCAGAGAAGUUUGAUGAACUAAUGGUUGCAGCCAAUGUAGAAAAAGAAGUUACAGAAGCUCAGGUGCGGAACUGA